Molecule: messenger RNA, 1605 nt
Organism: Gasterosteus aculeatus aculeatus (three-spined stickleback)
Lineage: Eukaryota; Metazoa; Chordata; Actinopteri; Perciformes; Gasterosteidae
Source: RefSeq, a predicted model, not a curated record
AAAAUGCAGUGAGGGCGAUUGGGAGCGAGACGCCAGCAGCUCUCGCUGCAUUUUCAACAGAGUAAAGUCAAUAAAAAGGGUUUCCUACCGAACCUGCUGUGUCUUGCCUACUCUGUUACCUUGAGAGAACAUACGCCGUGACAAACACAUUCACACCCCAAAGUGUAAAAUACCUGUUUGCCCAGUGCUCCUCAACUUCAUGCUCGCUGUGGUGAAGCUGUCACAUCUGAGCCGUCAAAGUAAGCCGGUUUGAUUUGCAUAUGGAAAUGUUGUCAAGCACUGUAAAUCACUCAAGAGGGUUUAUCCAGGUUGUCUUUGUCUGAAUUACUGGAGGAUCAACAGACAUGGAGCUCAAAUGUCAACCGUAGACAAACAUUUAACAGCUGGAUUUGAGAUUUUGAAAAUCAGCAAUGGAUUGUUGCUUGAAUCUGAUUGUCCUCUUCUGUGGAGUUAACUUCAUCUCCUGCUCUCACUUACCACCACUACGUAAGUACUACUAUGUUGACACAUUGAUGACCUGGGCUGGAGCUCAGCGUUACUGCAGAGAGGAAUACACCGACCUGGCGACCUUCGAAAGCACGGAUGAUGUCAGCAGGCUGCCACCUGACACCAAACCAUACAGAUGGAUCGGACUGAGUGACGACCCUAAAUCGUGGAGGGGCACCAUGGGUAAUGACCCCAACUCCUGGAGAUGGUCAUCGACUGGAUAAACCAGUAGAACCGGUUACCAGAACUGGGCGGUGGGGAAACCAGCCAAUCCCCUGCAGACCUGUGUUGUGAUGCUCGCUGAUGGACGAUGGAAUGAAAAUUCCUGUGAAUCAGCUUUAUAUUUUUUUUGUUACACUGAGACGAAACAAGCAACGAAAACCUUUGUGUUAAUACAACUUUUAAAAAGCUGGUCUGCUGCCCGCGACUACUGCAGAGAACACUACACAGAUUUAGCCAAGAUUGAGAAUGAUGAGGAACAGAAUGAGGUCAAUUCUGCAAAACCAAGCCACUAUAUUAAAGCUUGGAUCGGUCUGUACCGAGUGCCGUGGACUUGGACCGACAAGUCACAAAGCUCCUUCAGAUUCUGGGAUAGUACUGAGCCAAAUAAUGCAGACAACAAGGAGUUCUGUGGAUUUAAGCGUCCAUCACAUCAAUGGAAUGACGCCGACUGCUCUAGACUAUUCCCUUUUGUCUGCCAUCAAGUUACCACAUUGAAGACCACGCUCAAGAUGAAGUUUGAGACUGACGCUGAUAUCACAGAUCCAGCUCUUAACGCCCAGAUCCUGGAGCAGCUGAGUGCAGCGCUGAACCGUCAGGGAUUCACUGACUUCAAGCUGAGAUGGAAGAUUCCGCCCAAAAAGCAGGAGAAGACCACGGAAACUCAAUGUGUCAUAAAUGAAUGAUAUAUUUAUUUAACUGCAUUCCUACUAGCUUAUAAUACUCUUGUUAUUAUCUAUGUUAUUUGUGAAUAAAAACAGACCUCAGCUAUUAGAUGAUUUGCAACUGGUCUGUCUGAUUUAAAAAGUCAUUUAAAAAAACUCUUCUCCAUUAUCAUUCUAAAUACUAUUAUAAAUGUUUUAUUGACACCUUACUUUGCUACACAGUGACUGAAGGACU